UAGUAUAUAGAUUACGUUGGUCAUUUGCCGAUAAAAUAAUAAUUUUAUAAAGUUGAAAAUUAGACCUCUAAAUUAAAAUCAAUUUAAGAACAAGAUGUCUUUAAACAAAUUAUUUUGCAUGAUCUUCAUCAUCUGCGCCAUUUCUGAGGUUUAUUCUUAUAGAAUAGUUUCAAAAAAUUCUGAAGUUAAAUCGAAUACACCAAACAGAGAUAUCAUACAUGUUCCAAAGACUACAACUCCUAACCCAAACUCAUUCACUCCACAGCCUCCAAAAAGAAAUGAAUCGCCAUUAGGAAAGGCGUAUAGAGAUUGGGGAAAUUUAAAAUAUAAUUUAGCUGAUAGAUACGAUAAAUUGUCAAGAGAUCUUGGUUACCAAGAACCAACUAUUAUUGGUGGACUUCUGAGAUUAUGUGCAAAGUAUACACAUGACUAUGCUGAUUACGUUGACAAUUAUUACGGAUAAGUUACAAAAAAAGUAAGUAAAGCAGCCGACGCUUCGUGGUCGAUGUAUCCCAAAAAGAAGAGAAAUAAAUAAUAAUUAUAAAGCAAAUUGUAUGGGAAUUUAUAAUUUUUUACUGAAGUGAAAAAUUUGUCAUUUCCAUGUUUAUAGUUCACUUGUAAAUAAAAAUUAAUGAAUCAAAAAUGAAUAAAGCAAAUUAUCAGACACGUCCAAAAAUUA
Microplitis demolitor is the source of this 679-nucleotide messenger RNA. RefSeq lists its product as hypothetical. The transcript is spliced from 4 exons. The record is from RefSeq and is a predicted model, not a curated record. Bases 95 to 463 code for a protein of 122 amino acids. Lineage: Eukaryota; Metazoa; Arthropoda; Insecta; Hymenoptera; Braconidae.